AUGACAGUUGACAACUCCAGAGGCCAGGCCAAGUCUGCCCCCAUCUCCCCCUUGGAUGGACCCUCAGAAAGAAUAAGCAGUUAUGAAAAUGUCCAACAAGCGACUCAUGGAACAAUCUACUCCCCAUCUCCAGUCUUCACUGUAACCUCCUCUAAUCCAACAGACGACCCCCACUGCAUGGAGAAGGAGCUGAUGGUUUCCCUGCAAGCUCACACUUCCAAAGCACAGACAUUUGACCAGAGACCAUUUUUUAACUCUUUCACUUUGCAGACAAAGUCAGGGGGUAAUCGUCUGCACAGUUUAGAAACACCACUGACCACCACACCAGAACGCAUUUCCCAAAGCUGUAUUGCAGGGAAUUCAAUCAAGGCACAGAUCAACCUUUGCCAGCUCUAUGAAUACAUUCCAAAAUGA
Messenger RNA from Rangifer tarandus platyrhynchus (Svalbard reindeer), 414 nucleotides. The record is from the annotation of a GenBank genome assembly. Lineage: Eukaryota; Metazoa; Chordata; Mammalia; Artiodactyla; Cervidae.